Messenger RNA from Trichobilharzia szidati, 1828 nucleotides. The record is from the annotation of a GenBank genome assembly. NCBI's taxonomy places the organism in Eukaryota, Metazoa, Platyhelminthes, Trematoda, Strigeidida, Schistosomatidae.
AUGAUGAUUAAGGUUUGUUUUUUUGGAGGUCAGACGAAGACCGGUGUUUUGGUACAUCAUGCUAUAGUAAUGACUGAAUCGCAAUAUGGGGCUAAGUUCACAUGGCUUGCAGCAUGCUUGGUCAGCUUAUAUGGUCUGAGCUCGUGGAUUGUUGUUAAUGGUUUGUGGGUUGAGCUGCCAUUAUUAGUCAAUAUCUUACCAGAAGGUUGGAAUUUACCUGCUUACUUGAUAAUUAUUAUACAGAUAGCAAACGUUGGUCCUCUUGUCUAUGUCCCUUUGACAAAAUUCUGCCACUCUAAAACAAAUAGAUUUUGUUCACAUCUUUUGCAACCACCUGAAAGGAUAGCGAAUUAUGUGAUACUAACAGUUGGUUUACUGUCAUGCAUACUGUUGGCACAAUUUUGGAAGGAAGUGAUUCAUAUACCAUCCUUAGGCACUGGUUAUCACAGUAUUGGCUUGUUUAUUUUAUCUCUGUUAGCGUCAAUAGUUGAUUGUACAUCAUCUGUUACAUAUAUUACAUAUCUAAAUGGAAUGCCUCAAUUAUAUGUGGGUGCGUUACACUUUGGUGAGGCAUUCAGUGAUUUGGUCCCAAGUGUACUAGCACUUAUUCAAGGCGUUGGCCCAGAACCAGAAUGCAUUAAUGCAACAGUUAAUGGAACAUUUCACACAGUGGCAUUUUUCCCACCACCGCGUUUUUCAAUUAGUACAUUUAUUUAUCUUUUAUGUACAGUAUUGGUUUUCUCAUUAAUUGCCUUCCUAUUAUUGGACUGUUCACCGUUUGGUUUGGGGAAAGCUGUUCAUGAGCAUUAUAAAAGAAAUCAUGUCAAAGUAACUUCCAGUGAUAAGGAAAACUCACAUUUGGAUAAAAAUGAAAGAAUCACUGAGAACACUGAAAGUGAUGGUGUCGUGAUAUCUAGUUGUGGUGAUGGAUCUACGCAGUUUUACAAUGGUGUUGAUGUCACAGACAAUUCUGGACCAAGUACCUUUUUGUCAUGCCUACUUAUUGGUUAUAUCAGUGCAUUAAGUUUCGGAUUUUUACCAGCUAUACAAUCGUAUUCUUGCGCAGCGUAUAGUGCGCUUACAUAUCAUUUGGCAGUUACUUUAUCGGGUUCAUUUUCUGCUAUAUUCACAGUAUUGACCACAUUCCUAGUGAAUCAUUAUUCUAAACGCGCAAAUUUGUCUACACUUUUAAAGUAUCAGUCAAACUCGGACCCUGCGUAUGACGGAGAUUAUACAAAACACGAAGAGAACGAUGUGAAUUUCCAUAAUGGGAUGGUGGUAAUCUCGAAUGUAUCAUAUAUACGUUCACUUCACAGGAAAUGGAUUGGUAUUGCGUUUGUUUCUUCAUUGCCUGCAGCCUAUGUGAUUUAUUUGGCUAGCUCCAGUCCUAAUCCACCUUUAUUAGGCGGUUUCGGCUCAGCAAGCGCGAUAUUAGCAUGGAUAGCAGUUCGAUGUCUAUUCAGCAGUUUGCGUACAUGGAUAUGGAUGAGUCUGUCUAGUCAUUCGAAGAGACCAAUGAAACUCAGGUUAGCAGGAUUAUCAACUCAAUUCGGUGCAGCUUUUGGUGCAAUAUUAAGCUUUCUAUUAGUCGUUUAUUUUCAGUUAUUUAAAAAUAAAAUACCUUGCUUAUAGAUUUUAUUGUAUGAAUUAAAAUGUAGUUAUACCUUUGUCUUUCAUAAAUUCAUACUAUCUUGGGUAUAAUUAUUGAACUCGUUGGCUUUCCUUUUGCUUAUCGAACGUUGUGGCUUUGGUUAUUUCUUUGUUUUCUGUAAUUUUGGUAUUCUCGGUAGUAAAAUGACAUUGUAUUUAUUCUAAUAAAUUAUUUCUA